Lytechinus variegatus (green sea urchin) is the source of this 5481-nucleotide messenger RNA. RefSeq lists its product as uncharacterized. NCBI's taxonomy places the organism in Eukaryota, Metazoa, Echinodermata, Echinoidea, Temnopleuroida, Toxopneustidae. Gene Ontology annotation, biological process: negative regulation of transcription by RNA polymerase II. Bases 420 to 4226 code for a protein of 1268 amino acids. Gene Ontology annotation, cellular component: nucleus. The transcript is spliced from 10 exons. Gene Ontology annotation, molecular function: protein binding; transcription corepressor activity. The record is from RefSeq and is a predicted model, not a curated record.
AUAAUCGUCAUCAUCUCUUGUUCGCUCUUCAGACGCAUUUCACCACUCACCAAUCACUAUCGACGGCAGUGGUACUCUUCUAACAUCAGAAAGCUGGUAGCCUGAAUCGUAGUUUGGACACCUCUCUCCCGGGGACCUCUCCAUGUGAAUGGGAUGUGACGCGGCCUUGUAAUGUGUGAUGUGUCCAUCUGGUCAACCGAUUUCCAUCUCACGUGUUCAAAAGGCCAGCGAGCUUUAACAGAGCGUACAACCGAUCGAUAAAGUGCAAGAUGAACGUGGUUAACAGAAAUCAGACCAAUUUACUCGAUCUAAUACACCACUCGAUUCAUUGAGAGACAUUGAAAAAACACAUAUUUAAACUAACCAAACGAGGUGAGGCGUUCUGCUUUAUCACCAGAUAGCCAGAUCAUCAACCGAAGAUGAUGUUGAAGGGCAUGUCGAAGGAAUCUUCGGGUGAAGUAGGGAAACGAAUUGAAGGCAGGAGAGUAGCCAGAGUGCAGCCCCAGAAGGGACAGAAUGUCAACGAUCAAGGGUUCUCCUACACUCACGAAAUAGGAAACGUUAAAUCUGUUAAACCAAGAGGAAGGAGGAGCCCUUCCGUUCAAAGACCAAUCCUUCCUAAGUGGGAUAUAUCGCAGCAAGAAUUGCUUAAAAUAUCCGACUCAAGAGCCACCAUAGGACAGGGAGCUAACUCUGCAGAUAGCCAACCAUUACUGAUAUUGACGGGACUUGCAAUGCCAAUGAUAGGAAGUCAACAGGCUACUCACCUAGUUCCUUUCCACGCGGAUGGAAUAGUUCCAUCCUGUCAGAAAAUCACCCAAGAUGCCAGCAAACAAUCUGGUUGCCCGAUAUCUACAGGACCCAAGGCAACUGAUCAUGGCUUAGAUGAUGUACGUAACUCGAAUGGCAUGGGUAUUUCCAAUACGAACCAGGAGUACGUAAACUUCAUUGUCAGUAACCAGAUUGACCAUACCCUGACGAACUAUAAUCAAAUAGCCAAUAUACAGACGAAUAUUGACAGAUCAAGGGUAUCGUACAACGGGGCUCUGCAACUGCCACCUUCGUUCGAUCAACGAAUUCCUGAAUUCAGUGACUUUCCCACUGAUACGGCGGAGGGUCAGAUGAAGUCUUUGUCUUACAAUCGAGAAAUGUUGGCAUCUAGUCUAAUGCAUCAUGAUACUUGGACGGACAUGAUGGGCGGGGCUGGGUGUAAUACAAGAUUUGCGAACGAGGAGCACCACCGGACAGGUAAAACAGAUACUGAAAGUAGGAUAACUAUGAUGAAUGAUAAAGGAAACAAUACUACGGAGGAGAGUAAUGGAAACAAAAUGCAGUAUGUUCGGAACCCAUCCGACAAGUUAAGGAAUGCUCAGAUUUCGCUGGGAUCAGUUCACGAUAAUCAUGGAUGUAGUCAGUACUUCAACCAGAACGAACAAAUGUCUUCAAAUUUUAAUGGAUGUUUGCAUCCAGUAAGGAAUACUGGACCCAAGUGGGAUGAUACCAUUCCUCGUGGUCGCCACAUCAGCAUCAACCCGCAGGUAAAGGAUCCUACUCUAAAACCAGCCUGCACUAAGAUUGAUCCUUCUACUUUUCCACAACACUGUAUUGGUGAACAAAAUAAGAAUAACCCUUGUGUCAAACCUCCUCUACAGAAGGCUCCGAGGCAAAUCCCUCGUUAUAAGCAAGACAAGGACAGGAUUUUCAAAGAUUUGAAGAGAGAACAUUUGACAUAUUUCAAUUCGCUUGAUAGAAAUGGAAAGACGGCCCUUCUGCGUUGCAAGUAUGCAAAUUUGCUGAAACGCAGAAAUAAACAGCUUCAGAGGUUCGACCCAAAGUAUAGGCUCUCACUCAAAAGAAUGAGUAAUGCGUCUCAAGAAGUCCACACUUUAUCAAAAUUGACGAAGUUCAAUCGCCCUCCCAGACUAUCCAGAAUGGCCAAUUCUAGUCAGAGUAUGCUCAGUGGCAAUCCUCACGUCGCAUUAGGAACUGCAGGUCCAUUGGAUGUCGCUGAUGACCAUUCGGUCAUCGAUCUGACAGAGGAUUCGCCCUGCAUCAGGCACGAAGACAAGAAUCCUCCUGCCGAAUUAUCAUCAAGACGACAUAAAAGCCGAUUACCUUCUUACGAAGAAGCUAUGACUUUGAGGGCAAAGGACACCAAUGACAGAACCUCUGUUGAUCCUUUGCCCGCUUUGGCAAGACGUCUCUUAUUAUCCAGCCAAGAAUUUUUCAAAAACCUGCAAGGACACGGUAAAUUAUCAAGAGAAAGAUUGCACACUCACAGUGGGCGGUUAAUGGAUAGCUCGACACCAACUUCUUUGAUGUCAUCCAGGAAACCCCAUGCGGUGAAUCCGGGAUCAAUAGAACCCCUAGCAGUUCCUCAAGAUGCCACCAUCAACAAUAUAUAUCCGAGUAGCCAGGACUGUUCCUUAACGUCAGAUAAGUCAGAACUUUUAACCCCAAGUGUUUCUUCUGCUGUUGCUUUGCCUCAGAGUAUCAGUGGACACGGAAUGUGCAAGCCUACAAAUGGUACAGCUUUGUCUUCACAAACGCACGACCUCCAAAAGGAUUGCGAGUCCGAGAAAUGUUCAGACAAUACUUCUAGAAAUCAGUGCAUAAAGAUGGAGUGUGACGUUGAGACUCGCCCUGAGACGGGAAUGAAAAGUGGACUAUCUACGGAUGAGCCAGAUACAUUAUUUCAACCUACUGACACAUCAAGCUGGAUGGACAAAAGGAAAGACAACUCAGUAACAAUGACAACCAGAAUGGAUUCUCUUGAUGAAAAACUGGGGAUUGUUUAUCAAGGCAGCGAAAGACAUACUCUGAAGAAUGCGGUCGUCCGUAUAGAAGACUUCAGGAAGAGGUUAACCCGAUUGCAGAAGAAGACAGAAGACAUCCUAGAUGACAAGAAUGCCUCUCACCUUGAACAGAGAAAGAGACAAAAGCGAAAUCAUCGAAGCAGCAACUAUGGAUGGCAGACCAGAAAUGCAGGGACUAAGCAACGAGGCACUUCGACGGCAGACUGUUCAUCACGAUCCAGACAUAAUUUCCAAGACUUUGUGCCCACCAUCCUCCCUACCAGAACAAGAACUGCUACAUCAAGACUUGGUCAUUCAAGUCGUGUAUUAGCCAUGGAGCUGUUACAAAACGAUCUGGAUGACGUCAUCAACGACGGAAUGAAGGUUGAGGACGACAUCAACAAGGACGAUGAAGAUUACACUCCACGAAAUAAACACGCCAGGCGACAUCGGAUCAGAAGAAAGAGAUCAUCUCCUCUAUCGUUCUCAACCACAACGGCAGUAUCGCUCCCAUCAUCAUCAUCAUCAUCAUCAUCACCACCACCACCAUCUUUAUCAUCAUUAUCACAACCCUCAUCAUCUGAACGAUGUGGCGUGGAAGUGGAUACAGUGACGGAAACAGAGACUGCCUCGGUUUCAUUCGGAUCCGGUUCUAAGUACGAACGCGGUUCAUCGGUUAGGGUCGAGAUUGGAACGAAUUCUGAGAAUCAUAUCAAACUGAAGUUUGUCAACCUGAGAAGCAUCUAUUCUGGCUCCUCCUCCGGCAAUCAAUCACAACAUCGGACACAUCGAAAGGCUAAACUUAAGCAGAAGGGUGACGAGAAAAUCGACGAUUCGUCAAAAGCUGCCAAAGAAGGGAAUAAAACAUUCAUGUUUGAUGUUGGCCCGAAAGCAAAGAAGAGAUCCAGUAACAAUCUUGAGACUGAUACAUCUACUCAUAGCACGUCUUUAGAGAUGGACAGUGUUCCGGUGGACCCACCGCUUGGAAUAAAGAAACUCAUCAUAAAUAAGAAACGGGGAGAAACUUUACUACAUCGAGCAGCAAAACUUGGAAAUAUGGAGAUACUCCGUUAUUGCAUCGAUAAUGGCCUAGAAGAUGUGAAUGUUCACGAUCACGCUGGCUAUACAUCUUUACAUGAUAGUUGCGUACCAGGACAUCUAAACGUAGCCAGGUUUCUAAUUAAUCACGGCGCUGAUGUGAACGCGGAAGCUUACGACGGCACCAGACCAAUCAACGAUGCAGUAGAAAAUAACCACGUUGAGCUUGUGCGCCUUCUUCUAGCCCAUGGUGCUGAUCCCUUUUAUCCUAAACCUAAUGGACGAACAUGUAUUGAGCUAGCUUUAGACCAGAGCAGCGAAAUGAAGAGUCUGAUCUUUGGUUAUCUAGAAGACAUGAAGGUAGAGAGGCGUGAUUUAGAAGACGGGCUUUGAGAUUCCAUGUCAGAUCUUUAGAUUCAACACAGUAUCCUGCCUUCUCCUCCGCCAAUAUACAAUGUGCGUCAUUGUUGGGGUCAUUUAGUUCAGACGUAAUGACUGGGAAGCAUCAUGAAUGCAUGGAAACCAUUGUAAGCCCAUGUCAUUUUUCGAUUUGAAUCAUAACCCAAUAUGAACCCAUCAGGUUAUAUUGUCUUCAUUGAUUCAAGCAAUUUGAUUAGGAAAAUGCUGGGGAUGUAACCCAAAUAUUGUUUAAUUUCAACGAUUUUCUUUUGCUUUAUUUGGUUGCAAACUUAGAAGAAGAGAGUUAAAAAUGAACUUGUUUCAAUACGUUACAUUUUUUUUCUUCAUACUUAUACAGUUUCAAUUCUCAUGACAAAACCCGAUGAGGGUCCGUAUUAAGGUAUUAUUUAAAUCGAACAGAUAUCAAUUUAAAUUUUAGGAAAUUGGUUUGGAUAAAGAAGUGGAUUAUGAGUGGGGUAUGAAAAUUUGUGAUUUUCACAUAAUUGUUCUGAACCAAAAAAAAUGCAAGGUUUUGCAGUACCUUAUAACAAUUAGUCAUUACAAAAUCAUUAUUUUGUUGCAUGAAAUACUCCCAAAAUUUCAUGAGAAAUUAACCAAUUCCUAGACCCCCCCCCUUCAAGAUAGAAGUAGAAAUAGAAACUCUUAAGUACGAUGCACAAUUUAUGGGCAAAGUAGCACUAUUUUCUAACAUUGGACAUUUUCACAUUUGGAUAUUUUAGUUUUAUUUGUAGGCUACCUUUAAACAUGGAGGUAGAAAUUCUACCUCCAUGCUUUAAAUGACAGGAUUUUAAAGCUAUAGAUGUUUUAGUUAACUGUUUCAGUUACCAGACGUCGUCGUUCCCCGGCGGAUCCACGGAGGGUGGGACAACCGGCUCGUGCCCCCCCCCCUUGAGAGGCACAAUUUUAAAAUUUGUAAUGUAAAAAUGCCGUUGCCCUUUGAAACCGAGGACUUUUUUUUGCUUGUCACAUUUUUUUUCGCGGACGGAAUGUACUUAAGUCUUGAUUUAAGUUUUUUUCCUUGUUAAAUUUUUUCAUCAGGAAAAUGUGCCCCCCCCCCCUUGGAAAAUCCUGGAUCCGCCCCUGUCGCCAUUCAUAGUACAAUAAUUUUGAGAGCUUGCUUUUACAAGGUUUCGUUCAAAAUGUUAAUUUUAUCAUGCCCAUUGGUUAACUACUAGUAUAUAUUGUAUGAUAUUAUGUUUUAUAUGAAUAAAACUGCAUAUGCCCUGUU